Messenger RNA from Liolophura sinensis, 2562 nucleotides. Its product is annotated as adhesion G-protein coupled receptor G2-like. Gene Ontology annotation, cellular component: membrane. Gene Ontology annotation, biological process: cell surface receptor signaling pathway; G protein-coupled receptor signaling pathway. NCBI's taxonomy places the organism in Eukaryota, Metazoa, Mollusca, Polyplacophora, Chitonida, Chitonidae. The record is from RefSeq and is a predicted model, not a curated record. Gene Ontology annotation, molecular function: G protein-coupled receptor activity. Bases 1 to 2562 code for a protein of 853 amino acids. The transcript has 2 exons.
AUGGAUUACGGGUGCGGUGCGGCGGCCUUCUGCGAUUCAACCCUGGCCAAGUUUGAAAAACCGCACUGCCUUAAAUGUGAGAAAUGUCACUGUGACGAUGUUUGCACGUUGUAUGGCGACUGUUGCGUUGAUCGACUAUUCGACGAGGACACCGAUUCCCUGAUAGUACCUACAGCAACUUGUCAGCCACAACACCCGAGAGGAAAACAGAGUGAAGUCCCAUUUCUGUUCAUGAUGACUUCCUGUCCACCAGAUACACAGACUGACAAUCUGACUAAAACAAAAUGUGAAAGACCGUCCAGUUCCGUCUUAAGCGAGUCGACACCAGUGUCUGUCCGGACGACUCAGGUCACGUAUCGGAACGCUUACUGCGCCUCGUGUCACGGUCAGACGUACUUCAUGGAAUGGAGCCAUGAAGUGAGCUGUUCAAAGAGAGACAUUCUGAGGACAGCGGAGGACAAGGACCACCUCUGGGCUUUGGUGAUGACUAGUCCAGCCUGUACGGUUAAGAGCUUCCCUCCUUUGGAUAUAAACACAAGGAAUUGUUUCAGUGGACUACAAGGCAAUUGUAACGUGAAAAGCAGUACAAACCUCGAUGUUAAAGUCCAGAAACUGUGUGGCAUGUUCAACCGUCCAGUAAAGGAGGCAGGCACCAAGUACAAAAAUAUUUUCUGUGUUUUGUGUAAAAGACAAAACAUUUUGUCCAGAACGGAAUUAUGUAGGGAAGUUGGGGAAUUCGAUCCGAUUGAGAAGACCUAUCCAUUGAGUGUUCUCAUUGACUUCAAUCCGAAACCUAGGCUAGUGGCGGACCUGCCAGUGCCUGAGCAGGUGGCCACAGUCAAGUGUAACUACACGGAACUCUACGAUCCUCUGUCGGAAAGUUGUCGGAAAGCCAAGUGUUCUUACGGGCGAAUUCGGUCAGGUGACACAUGCGAGCUUGCCCUGCACUCUUCUGCUGGCGUUGGUUAUUCGGGAUCCCUGGCGCUAAAAUUCACAGAGAAACUUAACUGGGCAGAGUGGAACGACCUUGUGGAACAAUUUACCAGAUCAGAACUGCACAAAUCUCUGCAAAAGUUCUCUCCUUUUAUGUUCACCGAGAUGACACGCUCAAUAUAUGCUUUACCUCCAAAACUGGAUGGCUUUCUUAUCACUGAGGGUCAAGCCAGUGGGGCUAAAAUAGACUUCAACUUUGUCUCAAUUUCGUCAGCAUACAUUCCACAACUAGAAGACGCCCUGAAACGCGUCCACUCGUUGGAAUUAAAGAACUACACGGUCGGCGAGAAGCGAGGUACGUUAUCAUCGUUUGGAUUGCCCUGUCCUUCCAAGAUAUCUGAAGUUCUGAAUGGCAUACCGAGAGAGACAUCUAUCUCCAACGAUCUGCCCUUUGCGGAGUGUGAACUUCCGGGCCGAUAUUGUGACUUCGACUCCGUUACUUAUGAACCAGUUCUUCACAUCUUGAACUGUCCAUAUCUGGAGUUUAAUCUCUCGGACUACAAUAUGAAAUUGGAUUUGGAAAACUCAAGUUUGGAAAUUUACAACCAAACAAUCCAUCUGGAAAAAACAGAUUUCUUGUCAUGUGGAGACACCAUUAAAAUUUGCUCUCGCGGUCUUUCUGAUAUUUCAGAGACAUUGAAGUCCCCAGUCGAUGAGAACAUCCCAGUCAAUGGAAACAGGUUAGUCGUCAGUGUGUCUCCGGCCUUGACAGUUGUCUCUGUCGUGUGUAUCGCUCUGUCUUUACUGUGUCUCUUCUUGACAUUUUUGGUGUAUUGUCUCUUACCUCAGCUAAGGACAUUGCCAGGAAAAAACACCAUGGUGCUGGUUGCAUACCUGUUCUGCGCUCAGCUGUUUUUUCAGGUUGGCAUCAAUCUCACCUACAACAAGAACCUUUGUCGUGCUAUGGCUGUUUUCAUUCAUUACCUCUGGAUAGCCACCUAUAUGAGUAUGGGCACGUGUGCCUUCCACAUGUACACUGUGUUCACUACUAUGUCCUUUAAGUCAUUCCAAAAUACAAUUCAGGAAACCAAGAAAUUCAUACGAUAUCUGAUAAUCUCCAACGCCGUGGCUGUACUUAUCGUAGGAGUAUGUAUCGGUUACCACGCUGGAUCUUCAGGAGGAAGAGAAAUUGGGUAUGGAGGCAGUAUUUGCUUUAUAAAUACCUCAUUAGACAUUGGAAUUUUCUUUGCUGGACCUCUGGCAGUCGUUCUUGUCUUCAACAUAUUCUGUUUCAUUAGGGUGGCCAUCUCCAUUCGGAAUGUGCCCAACAUGAAAACAGCAAAAAUCCAGGCGAACAGAAACCACGCAAAGGUGUACUUUAGGUUGUCCAUAUUGCUAGGCUUUACAUGGAUCUUUGGAUUUGUAGCUGUAGCUUUACAGCUGGAAGUUUUGUGGUAUAUUUUUGUGAUACUUAACGGACUUCAGGGGGUCUCUAUUUUCAUCGCCUACUGUCUCAACAGAAGAAUUCUGAUCAUGAUGAAAACUCUUUGUUGUGGGAAGACAUCAGACAAAUACAGUAAAGCACAGGUUAAUAGUCCAGUGGCGAGUACGGAAAGUUCGGCAUUGUAG